AUGCACCGGCUGCCGAUUGAAGUCAUUGAGCGCAUCUUCGAAUUUCUUCCACAGAAAUCCAAGCUAAGCUUUUUCCUGACCCUCAAAAAUUUCCCAAUUUCGUUGUUCCUUCGUGAAAUCGAGUGCUCGAAUCUCGCCGAUUUGCUGUCAUCGUUGGCCAUCGAGAAUCGAUUCCGACACGUUCGACGCCUUCGAAUUGUCAAGAAGCUCGAAAUGAGCCGAAUUAUUCAAGAUUUGGGCACCAUUCGGGAAAAAAUGCCCAAUUUACGGACCCUUGAGUUCAGGGACAUUCAGUUUCGAGAAAUCACGUGUUCGAAUAUCGCAAAAAGAAAAGUUGGGCAUGACAUCGACAAUCUCAUCUGGAGAAGUUUUUAUAAAGAAAUUGGAAAAUUGCCAAGAUUAAAAAAACUGUCAUUCAACGGCUCCACAAUAAAUGUGGAAAAUCUGAAAUUAAUUUUCGAGCAAAAUUCGCCGAAAAUUGUCGAGCUCGAUUUGCGCAACACGAAAACGUGCCUGAGCGAGACGGACUUGAAGUAUUUGCGAGAAAACACGAGCAUUCGCAUCAUUCAUAUCGAUUCGAUGAAUCGAAAUUCGACGGAGAAUUUCAAGUGGAAAACCCAUGGAAAAAUAUUAACACUCGCGGCGAGUCAUUGUGCGAAUUGA
This is a messenger RNA of Caenorhabditis bovis, 663 nucleotides long. The record is from the annotation of a GenBank genome assembly. NCBI's taxonomy places the organism in Eukaryota, Metazoa, Nematoda, Chromadorea, Rhabditida, Rhabditidae.